Molecule: messenger RNA, 1797 nt
Organism: Symbiodinium pilosum
Lineage: Eukaryota; Dinophyceae; Suessiales; Symbiodiniaceae
Source: the annotation of a GenBank genome assembly
AUGCGUGUGCUUGCGGCGCAGGCGGACUCGCUCUUCAGGGAAGGAGCUGGCAUCGAGUCUGCGAGGAAAUUCGCCCAAGCUACCGCUGUACCGUUUGAACAUGUUGCCUUGCGGUUUCUCGCCGGGGACAUGAAGGCAGCACUUGUGGAGUAUUUGCGCUGUCGGCUCAGCAGAGCCAAUGACCAGGUGACACGAGCUUUGCUCUACUCCUGGGCUGUCGAGAUCUCACUUGCAGCCCUUAACCGUUCACGCUUUGCAAAUACGUUGGGUUCCCGUGGCCACGAAGAUCGGCAAAUAUUAUUGGACCUUCUUAAAGAGAGCCGGGAUCUGGACGUUCAUGCCACCAUCUACCACUUGCUGCAGAGCCACGGCUGGUUGGAUGAAUUGGCUCAGUUUGCAGAGAUGCGACGGGAUUUCACGACUGUAAUCUUGCACCACGUAAGCCGGCGGGAUUGCCACAACGCCGUCCAGAAGCUCGCUGAAUUCAAGGGCGCUAGUGUACAAGAACUGGUUGGCCGUUUUGCUCCAGUCCUUUUUGGUGCUGUUCCCAAAGAGUUCAUCUCGCUCCUCCUGCAGAUGUCGAAGAUGGACCCGCUGGUAGUCUUGCCAGCAAUAUUCUCGCCACACGCAUCGCCUACUCACAGGGCAGAGGCCAUGCGCUAUUUGGAGCACGCAGCCCGCCAGACAGCAGAAUCCCCCGGCCAAGCUGACAUGCGAAGUUCCUUCCGUGCAGGAAGUUUGCUUCAGAAUUUGGCCAGCUGCGUGGACGACGAUGCUACUUUGAUCACUUCACAACGUUUUGGCUGGGCUACAAACACUGCCAUACUCAACACGUUCAUUCUUUGUUUAGCUGAGCCUCUGGAAGAAGCGCUUCCCCCCGAAGGUGCGGAGUCUGUCGUUCUCGAUGCAGAAGGGGCACUCUUACGGUUUCUUGCAGCAGAGGAGUCCAAUCCGUUUCUGGAUCCCCAUUUUGCUCUUCGGGUUUGUCGGCAACAAGGCUUGGUAAAAGCGCAGGUGCUCCUGUAUGGAGUCAUGGGCAUGCAUGAGGAGGCGGUUGAUGUGGCAUUGCAGCAUGAAGAUGUUACGUUGGCAAAGCGGAGCGCCUGCAAGCCUCAUCUGUCACAGAAGAGACUACGCCAAAAAUUGUGGCUGCGCAUCGUGGAACAUCAGGCCACAACCUGCGACGUGCCCAAAAUCAUCGGAUUGAUCCGAGAGUCGAAAGAGCUUACAAUCCGGGAUGUGCUGCCGUAUCUGUCGGACUCGAUGACAAUAGACGCCUUCAAGACUGAAAUUUGUGACUGCCUAGACUCCUACGAAGGCCAGAUCGUGACGUUGCGACAGGAGAUGGAUGAUCACCGACGGGCACUACAGGCCUUCAAAGAGGAUCUUAAGCAAGCAGAGGAGCGGUGCAUCUUCGUAGCUCGAGAUCAAGCCUGUGAGCUGUGUGGUGCAGACGUGGUCCACGAGCGUUUCUAUGCAUUUGCCUGCAGUCACUGCUGCCACGAAGCCUGCAUCCGCGCGCUGAUCCUCCCUGCACUCUCCGUUGAGAAGCGUGAAGAAGUGCUGAAGCUCGAGGCAGCUCGUCUACAGCAUCAGGCAACGGCGGCUGGCGCACAGCCUGCUACACAAAUGCCAACGCCGCUCGCAGAGGUGGAAGACAAGCUUGACGGAAUUCUUGCUGAAGAUUGUCCACUGUGUGGCCAGGUGAUGAUCGACACAAUAGUGAAACCUUUCAUUGAUUCCGCGGAGGUGGAUGAGAUAGAGUCCUGGGCUGUAGGAGCAAAUGCUCCACUGUAA